AUGACGGCCAUCGAGAUUUGUCUUGGGACUGUAUCAUAUUUAGCUGAGCCCUCCCCACCCUUAAACCUUCAACUGACGUCCCACAGCACAAGUAUCACGCCUCACAACCUGUGUUUCACGUCACACAACCCGUGUCUCAUGUCACACAACCUGUGUCUCACGUCACACAACCCGUGUCUCACGUCACACAACCUGUGUCUCAUGUCACACAACCUGUGUCUCACGUCACAGAACCCGUGUCUCACGUCACAUAACCCGUGUCUCACGUUUCACAACCUGUGUCUCACGCAUCACAACCCGUUUCUCACGUCUCACAACCUGUGUCUCACGUCCCACAACCCGUGUCUCAUGUCACACAACCUGUGUCUCACGUCACACAACCCGUGUCUCACGUCUCACAACCCGUGUCUCACGUCUCACAACCUGUGUCUCACGUCUCACAACCGGUGUCUCACGUCUCACAACCCGUGUCUCAUGUCUCACAACCCGUGUCUCACGUCUCACAACCGGUGUCUCACGUCUCACAACCCGUGUUUCACGUCACACAAACCGUGUCUCAUGUCACACAACCUGUGUCUCAAGUCACACAACCCGUGUCUCAUGUCACACAACCUGUGUCUCACUUCACACAACCCGUGUCUCACGUCACAUAACCUGUGUCUCACAUCACAUAACCUGUGUCUCACGUCACAUAACCUGUCUCACGUCCCACAACCUGUGUCUCACGUUUCACAACCCGUGUCUCACGUCUCACAACCUGUGUCUCACGUCUCACAACCCGUGUCUCAUGUCACACAACCGGUGCCUCACGUCACACAACCUGUGUCUCACGUCUCACAACCCGUAAACCUUCAAUUGACGUCCCACAGCACAAGUAUCACGCCUCACAACCUGUGUUUCACGCCACACAACCUGUGUCUCACGUCACAUAACCCGUGUCUCACGUUUCACAACCUGUGUCUCACGCAUCACAACCCGUAUCUCACGUCUCACAACCUGUGUCUCACGUGCCACAACCCGUGUCUCAUGUCACACAACCUGUGUCUCACGUCACACAACCCGUGUCUCACGUCUCACAACCCGUGUCUCACGUCUCACAACCUGUGUCUCACGUCUCACAACCCGUGUCUCACGUCACACAACCCGUGUCUCACGUCUCACAACCCGUGUCUCACGUCUCACAACCUGUGUCUCACGUCUCACAACCUGUGUCUCACGUCACACAACCCGUGUCUCACGUCACACAACCUGUGUCUCACGUCUCACAACCUGUGUCUCACGUCUCACAACCGGUGUCUCACGUCUCACAACCCGUGUUUCACGUCACACAACCUGUGUCUCAUGUCACACAACCUGUGUCUCACGUCACACAACCCGUGUCUCAUGUCACACAACCUGUGUCUCACUUCACACAACCCGUGUCUCACAUCACAUAACCUGUGUCUCACGUCACAUAACCUGUGUCUCACGUCACAUAACGUGUCUCACGUCCCACAACCCGUGUCUCACGUUUCACAACCCGUGUCUCACGUCUCACAACCUGUGUCUCACGUCUCACAACCCGUGUCUCAUGUCACACAACCGGUGUCUCGCGUCACACAACCCGUGUCUCACGUCUCACAACCUGUGUCUCACGUCUCACAACCUGUGUCUCACGUCACAGAACCCGUGUCUCACGUCACAUAA
Molecule: messenger RNA, 1686 nt
Organism: Haliotis rufescens (red abalone)
Lineage: Eukaryota; Metazoa; Mollusca; Gastropoda; Lepetellida; Haliotidae
Product: putative proline-rich protein 21
Exons: 1
Coding region: 1-1686 (561 amino acids)
Source: RefSeq, a predicted model, not a curated record